UUUUCAUCGUGCGGGAAACGCGAUAGAUGGGGCGAGCCGCGUUUAAGUUGACGGUGGCGGCGUUGCUCGUGGCCGUCUUCCUGGCACCUGCCAGUCCCUGGCUCCACUCGAAAGACAUCAACUACGACGCGGUCGAGAAGGCGUGGGAAGCGGGCGACAUGGACGAUGAACUCAAAGAGGAAGAGGACAAAAUGCACAAGGUGAAAAACAUUGAAGAGCGGAAGAAGCGCCCAAACUUUGUCGGGGACGUCGGCAUUCCCCAGACGAUGGUCGUGAGCUUGAAAGAGACUGCGCUGGACGAGUUCAAGGAAGAGUUCCCCACCAUCCCCGAGCCGACGCUGGCCAUCUCCAACAUGUGGAAGGAGAUGCUGUUCAACGGAGGCAUCGACGCUGAGUUCUUUGAGGUGAACGAGACGCCGUUCAAGGUCGUGGUCAAGAUCAAGCGCGGGUGGCUCGCGGAGGACCUCGUCGAGUUUCUUGUGAACCAGCCCCAGGUCGAUGAAGUCAUGUGGGACUUUGAGACGUAUUACCCCCCGGGUGUGGACGAGAAGCAGCGGGAAAAGGAAAAACAGGACGCCUUCAAAGCCGCCCAAGCCAAGCUAAAGAAGAAGAACGCGAAAAAGCGCAAGGCGGCGGCGACCAAGACCGAACUGUAGCCUACAUUAGUUGCCAUUCCUACACACGGCGACGUUGUGUGGCACAUCCUUCCAAAUGCGUUGCAAGCAUCACCACGCUUGGGGGUAAGGCAAGGAGCGCAGGCACUUGAGAUCGAGGCGUCGUGCGACCUUGUCGCAGUAGUCUUGGCGAUUCACGAAGGUGGAGGAACAUUUCCGAUCAAGCACCAGACUCGUUUUCAUAACACGAAACGAAAAUCUCUCUGCGGAGUCGAUAAGGGCCAUCGC
This is a messenger RNA of Aphanomyces invadans, 902 nucleotides long. RefSeq lists its product as hypothetical. The coding region runs from base 27 to 656 and encodes 209 amino acids. The record is from RefSeq and is a predicted model, not a curated record. The transcript has 2 exons. Gene Ontology annotation, biological process: protein folding. NCBI's taxonomy places the organism in Eukaryota, Oomycota, Saprolegniomycetes, Saprolegniales, Verrucalvaceae.